Molecule: messenger RNA, 432 nt
Organism: Mesorhabditis spiculigera
Lineage: Eukaryota; Metazoa; Nematoda; Chromadorea; Rhabditida; Rhabditidae
Source: the annotation of a GenBank genome assembly
AUGGAAAGUGAAGGACCGAUGACGGCUUGGCCGAUGAAGUGCUACUACUACCGUAAAACCAACAGCCUUCCAAAGUUCCGCGUUGGUGGUACCGUGUCGAUUUAUCGUAGUCAGCUCUGCUUACGGCCAAAGUUUUUCAAGCCGUUUUUCGUGGAUCUGGUGUCGAUUGGAUAUAUAGAAUCCCAGGAAAACCUCUUGGACCUUCGGGGUUGCCAGUUCCGGUUGAUGAUCUCGUUGGGGGAAUUUUGCGAGGAAGUGCGGGAUUGGCUUCGAGUCAUCGUUCUUCGCGCUAGAGUGCCUCAUACUUUACUGGGAAGACCACUGGAUUGGCAGGUAGAAGAGCCCCGACAAAUGGACAUGAGCGCCGUCUCCCCCCUGUCGUGCUUCAAGCUGUGGACCAAGAAUCGGGCGCAGAAGCCCGCUAUUGAAUAU